AUGGGGUCAGACAAGCUUCCUCCUCGGCCGGCCUACGUGGUCGACCUUGACGAGGAUGGGAAACGGGUUGCAGGCAGUAGGCGAAGCGCCAAAACGAACACAAAAGAAAGACCCAAGGUUUCGCAGCGCGAGAGCGGACGAUCAGACAAGCCAAAAAAUAGGCGCUCUGCCAAUAUCGACUUCGAUGCUGCCCCAGAACGCGCAUUGGCUAGAUCGGGUUCGCGGAGAGAGGAAGUGAUCACGACAGAGAACAAGGAGCGUCGGAAGUCUUCCAUGAGUAACACUCACUCGCCGCAGAAGGAACGGCCUUCCUCGGCACACAAGAACUACAACGUUCCUAAAUUACAUAUCCCUUCAUAUCUGACGAAAGAAGACCCGACAUAUUUCGGCGUGCCAACCCCAUCGUCUGCGACAAGACACGUCCCUACUAUCUUGUCGCAACCUAAUAUGACCCAGCCAAUUCCCAUGCGACCACGACCGGUGUCAACACAGACAUAUCCACCAAGACCUAUUAAUUACAAUGCAACACAUACAUCGACCGGAGCAUAUGGACCUCCACUCUCCUCAUCUGCCUGGGCCAAUUAUCAGCCACCAGCUCAGUCAAUAAUCACGCCGUCAUACCCUCCUCCUGAUCCUCUUGGAUACAUGCGAUAUGCGGCUACACCUGCUCCUCAGAGCUCAGACUACUUUGGAUCUCAAGCCAUGUCGGCUCCCGAGCGGCCAAUGUCUGCUCGACCUCUGGCAUCAAGAUUCGACACGCCUUCUGGUAGGACUUCCAGUUACGGCAGUCGUGAUUUUCAUCAAUCGGAUAUCGAUGAUGCUUACAGCGCAAGCUACCACGAUGAUGGUUAUACGUCGGUCUCCGACGCUGUGGUCCAGAGAAGGGAAAGCAUACGUGUCCCAUCUGGGGUCGGACAGAGACUCAGCAAGCACGCGGCGGAUUAUCAAGCAAUGCCACCUCCACCUCGACCAAGCCUUCGACGACCUGUCACAGAUUACGCUCCUCUUCCAGAACCUUACGAAGGUAGGACACUUAUACGUGAUGAUUCACGAUCUCGCAAUCGGAGCUCGCAUAGAAACUCGGUUUCCUACCACGAUGGCCCCGGGGGGGUUCAGGUCGAAACGGCAAAUGCUAGCCGACGUCGGCAGAGCUAUUACGGCCAAAGUGCCACUCCAUCGACAGGCUCAAGUGAUUACGAAACUAAGAUACGCCAGGCUUCCACAUACCAGCAAGAUGUUGAGCAAGAUGUUGGCGAGACUAUACCCUUGACGGCAGAAGUUUUGAAGAGGCAGCAGCGAAGACAAGCAGGCAGCAGCAGGAGUACCAAGAGCAGUGCUAGCCGAGAUGAAAGUGACUGGAGAAAGUCGGCUACUACUCGGACUACGAGAAGCGGUAGUGGAGAGGGCGAGAACGUGACUAUCAAAGUCACGGGCACGGCUCGAGUGAUGGUCGGCGGGGCACAGAUUGAUUGCCCCGAUGGAGGAGAGAUUGAGAUCAAACAACAGCAGCAACAAAAGGCCCUCCGCAAUGGUAGUGAACGAUCGAACUCAGAGUACGGCGGUCCACGACGCAUCGAUGACCGACGUAUCGAUGACCGACGUAUCGAUGACCGACGUAACGAUGACCGGCGUAUCGAUGACCAUCGGAGCCGGGAUGAACGUCCAUCUGGACCGUCGAGAUUGAUAUCAGGAAACUCGCACUCCCGUUCGAAGCCACAACAAUACUACGGAGACGAAUGGUUUUGA
Lachnellula hyalina is the source of this 1746-nucleotide messenger RNA. RefSeq lists its product as uncharacterized. The transcript has a single exon. Bases 1 to 1746 code for a protein of 581 amino acids. The record is from RefSeq and is a predicted model, not a curated record. NCBI's taxonomy places the organism in Eukaryota, Fungi, Ascomycota, Leotiomycetes, Helotiales, Lachnaceae.